Messenger RNA from Cynocephalus volans (Philippine flying lemur), 2459 nucleotides. RefSeq names its product serine/threonine/tyrosine kinase 1 (gene STYK1). The record is from RefSeq and is a predicted model, not a curated record. Lineage: Eukaryota; Metazoa; Chordata; Mammalia; Dermoptera; Cynocephalidae. The transcript is spliced from 11 exons. Gene Ontology annotation, molecular function: ATP binding; transmembrane receptor protein tyrosine kinase activity. Gene Ontology annotation, biological process: protein phosphorylation; cell surface receptor protein tyrosine kinase signaling pathway; multicellular organism development. Bases 403 to 1686 code for a protein of 427 amino acids. Gene Ontology annotation, cellular component: signaling receptor complex; plasma membrane.
CCAGUAGAUGAAGAAAUGAGGGAGCCAGUCUGCUUCAGACCAGAUGUGACACAUCACUAAUGCUUGCAGUCCAUGGGUUCCCCCACGUCACAGCAGUGGUCAACACUAUCUCGCAACACCCAGCAAAGGGGUGGAGGAAGUCCCCGCAGUGGACUGAUGCAGCGAGCUGUCUAGCGCUGCCCAUGUUGAGCACCUGUGAAGGCAGCUGCUACGGGAUCGGACGUGAGGGGGCGCUGCUGCCCUUGACCACCACGCCGUUUUCACCAGGACUGGAGUCUCCACGAUCCGUGACCACUUGGCCAUCACCAGAGCUGGCAGACCACUCAAUUCUUGGGAAUUACUCACAGUCUUGCACUGUGCAUUCUCGGAGGGCCUAGCAGAGUAGUGGGCGGUCCUGCAGCCAUGGGAGAAGAAAGGGGCAUGACACGGAUGCUACUGGAUUGCAGUCUCAGUGACAAGUUGUGUGUUGUCCAGGAGGGACAGUAUGAAGUGGUCAUCGUCCCAGCUCUCCUGGUUGGUGCUUUUCUCAUCCUUCUUGGUGUCAUCCUGUGGCUUUUUGUAAGGCAGCAAAGAGCCCAACAACAGCAUCCAGGACUCCAAGGCAUUGUUCCCAUGCCUCCAUCUAGGGGCCUAAGCUGGGAAGCAGCAGGACAUGGAGGAAAUGUGUUUGUGCCACUUAAGGAGACAUCGGUGGAAAGCUUUCUACGAGCUACCAAUCCUGCCCUGGCUAAGCUACAGGUGCCCCGAGAGCAACUCUCUGAAGUUCUGGAGCAGAUCCACAAUGGUAGUUGCGGAGCCAUCUAUCGAGCCAAAAUGAACACUAGGGACCCCGCUAAGCCGAAGAGUGUUGUCGUCAAGGUUUUAAAAGAACCAGUCGGGCUGCAUGAGGUACAGGAUUUCUUAGGGCGAAUCCAGUUCUAUCAGUACCUGGGGAAACACAAGAACCUGGUACAGCUGGAAGGCUGCUGCACAGAAAAGCUGCCACUCUAUAUGGUGUUGGAGGAUGUAGCCCAGGGGGACCUGCUCAGCUUUCUCUGGACCUGUCGUCGGGAUGUGAUGACCAUGGAUGGUCUUCUCUAUGAUCUCACAGAAAAACAAGUAUAUCACAUCGGAAAGCAGGUCCUUUUGGCGCUGGAAUUCCUGCAGGAUAAGCAUCUGUUCCACGGGGACAUCGCAGCCAGAAAUAUCCUGCUCCAAAGUGAUCUUACUGCUAAGCUCUGUGGACUGGGCCUGGCUUAUGAAACUCACACUCUAGGGGUCAUCUCCUCUACUCAAACCAUACCUCUCAAGUGGCUCGCCCCAGAACGGCUUCUCCUGAGACCUGCUGGCAUCAGAGGGGAUAUCUGGUCCUUUGGGAUCCUUCUCUAUGAGAUGGUGACUCUAGGGGCACCACCGUAUCCUGAAGUCCCUCCUGCCAACAUCCUACAGCAUCUUCAGAGAAGGAAAAUAAUGAAGAGACCCAGUAGUUGCACACACACUAUGUAUAGUAUCAUGAAGUCCUGCUGGCGCUGGAGUGAGAACGGCCGCCCCUCACCCAAAGAGCUACGCUUGCGCCUAGAAGCUGCCGCUAGAACUGCAGAUGACAAGGCUGUUUUGCAAGUACCAGAGUUGGUGGUGCCCGAACUAUAUGCAGCUGUGGCCGGUAUCAGAGUGGAGAGCCUCUCCUAUAGCUAUAGCAUCCUUUGAAGACCUCCAGGCAAGAAACACUUAUGGGUGAUUUUGUACUCUUGAACCAAUUCCUCCAAAAACAAAGAAUGGACUUUCUAGUGGGACAUACCGGAAGAAAUGGGACAUGGGUCCUGGAUCUUCCCUUACACAUUUCCCUAGAAAUCUGAAGAUUGCUGGAUGAGGCUCUACACACCACAUGCCUUUGAGCUGAGAAGUACUGUCAGUCUCAUCUCCGCUGUCCCAAUCCUAAAGAUGCUGGGUAGAAGGGUUGGAGUGUCAUUGCAAAUGAGAUUUUAGAAAUCUGUAAUGUUUAUUGGGUCAUGGCAAAAAUAAGCUGGUUCUUCCCACCUCCAGCUAGUUUCCUCCAGAACCAUGUUUUUAUUUAGCCUCUUAAAAGGUCCAGGGAAUUUGGGAACAGAAAUCCAAUAAAGGAGUUGAUGAGAAAGAAAAUUCAAGGUUCUGUUUGCUCAGGAAUAUAGGUUUGAAGCAAGAGAAGGCAGAGGGACAUAAAGUUCUUCAGUCCUGGUCCUUUCAAGUAGGGUUGGAAGACAACUAUAAAGGAAAACAUCUGAGUUUCCCCUUGAGUACAGAUGGUCCCCUUUUAUCUAAUGCUGUACAACUUUUAAUUAGAAGCUGGAGGAAUCAUUUCAUGAUUAAGAACAUUCAACGUGUUUUGUUCAUCAAGCUAGAUUCCUAGUCCCUAUAAGACUAAGGGGAGUAACCCUAGAGAGCCAAAGUUAGAUCAGUGAUGAAAAUGUUGUGUGUGAGCGUAUGUGUGUAAUAAACAGGAA